AGUGCCGAUGUCACUACUGGCCGUCGUUUUACCCAGAAACCUCUGCUGCAGUAUUAUCUGCUAGCAGACGAAGGUGUAUUGAGUGUACCGUGCGAUGUGGUGACGGGGCAUUGCGGUAAACAGCUUAAAUAUAAAUGGAUAUCGCGGUAACCGCGCAUUCGAAAUGAAGAAGUUCACUUUUAAAGGAGUGUUGGAUGGAUUUCGGUCCUCUGUGAGUCAGCAAGCUCGCGCCGACCAGGAAAUUGCAGAAACACUUCGGCCGGAUAACUUUCAAGUCGCAAAGACAUUUCGACAUGGCUUCCCCUACCAACCCACGGCAAUGGCCUUCGAUCCUGUGCAGAGGCUCCUGGCGGUCGGAACCAAGAGCGGGCUGCUCAGAAUCGUGGGCCGUCCCGGCGUGGACACUUCCAUGCGCCACGAGACGGACGCCGCCGUGAUCCAGCUCCAGUUCCUGGUCAACGAGGGCGCGCUGCUGUCCGCCACCGCCGACGACUCCAUCCACCUCUGGAACUUCCGCCAGAAAAAGCCCGAGGUGGUGCACAGCCUCAAGUUCCAGAAGGAGAAGAUCACGUACAUGCACCUUCCCCUGCAGAGCAAGUGGCUGUACGUGGGCACAGAGCGCGGCAACAUUCACAUCGUCAACAUCGAGGCCUUCGUGGUGUCGGGCUACGUCAUCAACUGGAACAAGGCCAUCGAAGUGUCACGGAAAACCCACCCCGGACCCGUGGUUCAUCUUAGCGACUGCCCCAUAGACCCGAGCAAGCUGUUGAUAGGGUACGAGUCGGGCCAGCUGGCGCUGUGGGACCUCAAAUUGAAGCAGGCGGAACUUCGCUGGCACAGCACGGAGCGCCUCAAGUCGGCGGGCUGGCACAACGACGGCAAGCAGUUCAUGUGCUCGCACGUGGACGGUUCCCUGACCACCUGGGCCGUGCGGCCGGGGCCCAAGCCCGUCAACGUGCUGCUGCCUCACGCCAAGCCCAACAAAGACGGGAAGCUAGAUGCCUGCAAGCCCGUGGACAAGGUUGAAUGGAAGGUCGCGAGAACUGGGGAGACGUACGUGAUAUUUUCUGGCGGCCUUGCCAACGACAAGUCCGGACGCAUCCCCAGCAUCACGGUGGUGCACGGCAAGAACACGACGGUCCUCGAGAUGGAGCACAAAGUGAUAGACUUCAUUACCCUGUGCGAGAGCCCGUACGCGAGCGAACCUCAAGAACCGUACGGCAUUGCCGUGCUCCUGCACAACGACCUGGUGGUGAUCGACCUGAACGCCCAGGGCUUCCCCUGCUUCGAGAACCCCUACCCCAUGGACCUGCACGAGUCCCCCGUCACGUGCUGCACCUACCUGGCGGACUGCCCGUCCGACCUCAUCCCCGCCUUCUACUCCGUGGGCAGCCGGACGCACAAGCGGACCGGCUUCACGGAGAGGGAGUGGCCAAUCAACGGCGGGGAGUGGUCCCCCACCAGCUGCAGCUACAACGAGAUCAUCCUCACGGGACAUGCCGACGGCAGCGUCAGGUUCUGGGACGCAUCCGCCGGCACACUUCAAGUUUUAUACAAGCUAAAAACCUCCAAAGUGUUUGAGAAGCCUCAGUCAAGAAGCGUUGACGGCUCCGACGACGACCCCCUCGCCAUCCAGCUCAUCUCCCUGUGCCCCGAGAGUCGCAAGCUGUGCGUGGCGGGGGCGUCCUCCCACGUCAUUCUCUUUAAGUUUCGGAAACAGGAAUCGACCAGUGACACAACGACCCUGGAAAUCCCCAUCGUGUACGAAGUGACCGACGAAGGGCCCGAGGGCUCCCCGGAGGCUGAGUACCCGCCCAGACCCAGUCUCGUUUCCCACAGGGGCGAGUCAAACGAUGCCGAUGGCAAAAAGUCUUCGUUAGAAUACGCUCUUCCCUUAAAAGUAAAGCCCGGACCACAGAAGAAGCCCGCCGGUUUCCAAGCCCACAUCGUGUGCAUCACGCCGUGGGUGAACGGCGAGCAGCCGGGACAGAUCACCGCUCUCAGCAUCAACUCUUCCUAUGGACUAAUGGCCUACGGCAACGAGUCCGGCAUCGCCGUGGUGGACAUUGUCCAGAGGACGUGCGUGCUGUCCAUGGGCACGCCGGACCUGUACGGAAGCGCGGACCCGUACCAGAGAGUGCCCCGCUCCCCCAAGCGGGGCGGCCAGCCCGCCGGCCCCUCGGACUUCACCAACCCCGGGGCUCGCGAGGAUGACCCGCGGUGCCGCUCCCCCUCGACGGACCAGACUGAGCAACUUGCAGAUAAUGUAACCACAGCUCCGCCUCCCUUUCUUGCCUUAUCCCUGCCAUCCCCUAACAAGGACAAGGAAGAGCGAGACAGUGACAGUGAUCCUACGUCUGGGAACAUCGCCGGGUCAAGAACUCCUGCGGGGCCGUCAGGUCAGCCAUCGCCCAGUGGCGAGGCGUCGGAGGAGUAUUUUCCGGAAGAAGACAACCUGAAGCGAGUCUCUGAGCCCAGUAGUGAACCGGGGGGUAAACCACCUCCCACAGCAAGCACUGCGCUCGACCCGAAUAGGAAGAGAAGUCACUCCUGGAAAGGCUUCAGUUUCAAAAAACAGCUUAGUAGAGUGGAUAUAAAAUUGAAGCAAACAUUUUCUAAUGCUCCUCAGACGGGUCAAGUGCCGCUGGGGAGCAGUAAACAGCCCUCGGUGACCAUCUCCUACUCAGCUAUAACUCCCAGUCAGUUGUCUCCGGUUGGUACGGAUUCACCUCCGGACUCAACGGAAGACCUUAAAGAAAUCCUCACUCCAGAGAGUGAGGAUGCCCCUAAAAGCUCAACUGCCUGUCCCCCUUCUGACGACGCGGGCCUCUUCAGUCCCGACGAAGUCAGUGUUGAGUACGGCACCGAGGCGUGCGAAUGCCUGAGUGACUCUGGCAUGGACACUGGGUCUGAUGCUGACAGAGUGAGUCGCCGGCCCGCUGACUUGCCCCUAUUUGACGCCGAUGGAAGGCCUAUGAGGCCGCCACGCAGAAGAGAGAGCGUCAUGAAGAAAGUCACGGAAAAGAGGGAUGGCCGUCUUUUGUCCGUUCCAAAUAUUAAGUACCACCGCUCAGAUCACCACCAUUUGAGGGAUCUCCGGCGAAAGGAUGAGGCUUCAUCGAGUGCUCCUGCAUUUGGCGGUUUCAUCCGCAGGUUCAAUAAAUUGGAUAGUUCUUUCUCAAGAUCAAGAAGUUCAAGUAUGUCUAGUCUUGAAAACAUCAGUGCUGAGGCUAUCCAAUGCUUAGCCUUUGCUGAUUCGUACACUAAAAAGGCUGAUCCCAGUGCAUACCCUACGCUGUGGGUUGGGACAAGCUUGGGAUCGGUUUUAACCCUAAUGAUAACUGUGCCACCUGGUGAUGCCCGUGCUUCGCAGCCAGUCGCCAUAACUCCUUGUGGUACAAUUUUCAGGCUAAAAGGCUGUAUUCUUACAAUGUCAUUUUUGGACUGCAAUGGAGCGUUAAUUCCCUAUUCCUACGAGCCCUGGAGAGAUGAGCACAAAGAAGGCAGGCAAAAAACGCCCACUAAAUCCGGUUGCAACAGCCGAAUGUCUCCUACGUUGGGUGGCGCAUCGGGCGUUGCUAGUGACCAGUUUGGAGACCGCCAAUUCGUGGUCCUGACAUCUGAAAAACAAGCUAGAGUUGUUGCAUUACCUUCACACAAUUGCGUUUACCGUCAACAAAUCACAGACGGGGACGGUUUUGUAGUAAAGGCAGAAAUAAUAUCACUAAAAGAUAGCGUCUGCCUUAUCGUCUACGUUUCCAGUGGCCAUAUCAUUGCCUACAGUUUGCCAAGUUUAAGACCUUUAGUAGACAUAGACUUUCUUCCUCUGGCAGAUCUAAGUUUUCAGACAACGAAACAAGGCAUUGUAGACCCUAUGUUGUCCAUAUGGGGCCAACAGAUGUUUGUAAAUGAAGAUACUGACCAGAUAGCGAGGACUUUCUGCUUUAGCAACCGAGGCCAUGGUCUUUUCCUGAGCUCACCUACAGAAGUACAGAAGUUUACAGUUUCAGCAGAAUUCUGCGCAAGUUUAGCCGAGAUGGUCGGUGAGCUUUUCCUUCCUCAUGACAUGCCAGAACCACCGAAACAGAGUUUUCUGCAAGGCUUGUUUGGAGGUGGUGUGAGAAACCUCGACAGAGAAGAGCUUUUUGGAGAGUCGAGUGGCCGGGCAUCGAGGAGUAUUGCCAAGCAUAUUCCUGGUUCUGCCACAAACUUGGAAGGCUUAAAACAAAACUCGUCUUCUGCUGCUGGUGCAAUAUCUCAAGCACACAUGAUGGCUGUGGAACGAGGAGAUAAAUUAAGUCAACUAGAAGAACGCACACAACGAAUGAUGAAUGAAGCGGAGAACUUCUCAUCCUCUGCACAUGGACUCAUGCUCAAGUACAAAGACAAAAAGUGGUACCAACUGUGAAUUAUCAGUAUUGCUUCUGAAAAAUGGUCAGUCAACAUGUGUAAUGUGAGCUACACUGGAUACUAGUCGUGCAUCCGAUGGUCUGUGUUUAAACACACCUCGGGCACUUCAAUGAAGUGAUUACGAUUGAUAUGUCCUGAUGUAGUAAUUUGUAACAUGGUUCAGGUUGAUCCAGUGUUGCUGGUUUCAGCAAGCCGUGUUUUGUGCACUUUGUGUCCUUAUCAACACGCCUUCUCUUCAGUCUGAAGGAAAUCUUGCUCUGUUUUUCUGUAAUGAACUUGCAUUGCACCUUUCAUGACUGAGGUCCUAGUACCGGGGCAGGUUGGGGUUCAUUGCAACACACAGUUUCAUGCACGGUGGCUUAAAAUACCAUGAUCUGAGAAAAGACCAUCAUUUGUCAGACAAGCAAAAUUAAAAUUUACUACUGAGUAAAUUUAAUGUGCCAGGACAAACUUUCUUAUUGUUCCUCUACUGAUAUUCCAUAUGCGUCUUUAAUUUGAACAUAUUUGAUUUGGUGGUGUGUGCAUGACCUCAGCUCUCCCUCAGUUUAUGAAAAUUUCCUUUAAAUUAUCAUGUACUAUUUGAUAGUAACAUUGGUCAUUUACAUUUUAAAAUGGUGUAUAAAUUUAUUAUGGGCAAUUUUUCGCAUAAGACCAAGCUUGCAUCUGUCAUACGACCAAUAUCGGCAUAUCGUUUUCUAUUGAGGUGGUCUUGGCGACAAUGCUCUUACUUUCUUGUCAUUGCGGUGGCUACUUAUGUAAACUUUCUCUGCUAAGUCUCUGUACACAUUUAUUCUUCCCAUAAUACUUCAGUUUAGCAAGACCCCCUCUCUGUACUGCACAUCACUUGCUACUUACCUGUAAGGAAUGGUGCGAGGAUGUACCGUGAUUCAAUCCAUUUGUUACAGUCAUUUUGUUGAGGUAUCCAGAAACUUGGAUGCACACUAAUGGCUGUUGUGUGUGUUUGUGUGUGUGUUUGUGUGUGUUAUGUUUGUUCAUGUGGAUGUUUGUGGUGUAACCCCACCAAAAGGGAAGUCGUUUUGUUUGUAAUUUUGUUACUAAUGUUGUAAUAUUUUUGUUACAUAUGUUAUAUUGUACAUUUUCUAGUUGACUUGUACCAUGAAAACGCUUAUCAUAUUGGAUUUAAAAGAUGUGGUGUGACAUGUUGGUAAAAAAAAAUUGUUGCAAAAGCUGUCUAAACCUAACUGCGUAUCCUAUAAAAACAUCAUAGUCAAUACCUUAGCAUGCCAUGCAUGAUAUGAAAGCGCUUCCUUGCGCAUGCCAUGCAAACCUUGUCUUAUAUUGUUGAAGAAUUUGUGUCAUAAAGAGAACUGUACUAAUGGGUCCGCUGGCGGAUGAGCAAAACGUUAAAAACUUCUGUGAAAGCUCCUAUUUUCUGAAUACAUCAGUGGUGUUACGGAACUGCAUAUGUGAUGUGGUUUAUGAGUAGUAAGUCUCCUGAAGGAGCAUCUUCCUUUUUGUACUUCUUUGAAUAAUAUACUAGUAAAUUGUUGUAGUAAAUUGGUUAAAUUAGAUUUAAGUUAUGAGCACUAAUGCUUCAGUCAUAUCUUCCAUAGUAUUCAAAGUGCUGAGUAUGUCGUUGCAAUGUGAUAAAUACAAAUUAUACUACUGCUUCUCUCUGAAAUGUGAAUAUUGUUUUCCAUGUGUGAAAGGAGAGGUAGAUAUUCCCUGUACAAAGGCCAGGCUGGCUGCAACUGCUUCAAUGCAGACAUUUCUGAUUAUUCUAGUGCUUGCAAUAUGUGAGAUGUUUAAUUGUUCUGUUGUUCUCUGAAACUGUAUCUAUUUAGCAAACAUGUCCUCAUCGACGUGGUUACCGAAACUAUUAAGGUAUUUGGAAAAGUGUUAUACCACAAAUGUAAUCAGCUUCGCACAAAUCCAAUUUUAAACAAAAACAAAUCAAAUUGAACAUAUCUUUAUUCAUUUCUUACAUGUUUUUCAACAUGAGAUAAUUUGUAAGACCAGUCUCUUAUGGGCCUACAGUGAGUUAUUUUAUCGGCUCUUUCUGGUUGGAGUUUAUACAAUUUCAUUCCUUUUUUAAAGGAGCUACAUUUACUCAUUGGGCGCCCUUUCCCAUCAAAAGUAAAUGGUCAGUUUUCUCUACUUUGGUUCAUCAAUGUGAAUCUACAAAAAUAGUAGCUCGAUUUGUAGGCACUGUCAUAUGUAGCUUUUGUAUGUGAGCAUUCAUGUACUCAGCUAUGCUUUUCUUGGAAAUUGUUAGAGCGAACAUUUUCCCUCAGUUAAGAGUCGUGUAUAACAUUCCAGAGCAAUAUAUCCUUUUUCUAAAGGGAAUUACUUAUACAAUAACAUGUAUCUACUUAAAUAGAGAUAGAAAUAGUUACAAAGUACCACUUUUUCCAAACAAAAAAAAUACUCUGAACAAUACAUGUAAGAUGCAUGAGUGGCAAUAUUUCAUGGUAGGUGUUGUAGAGUUAAUCGAUCUCCCCGUUUAAAGGCCUUGUCUUUUGUUGUGACAAAAUGUGACAGAGCGACGUCAUCUGCUGUACACACUUCAUUUUAAUCUAUUUUUCUAAUGCUGAAGUGGGAACAUUUGAGCAAGUGCAAUUGUGGUUUGUGUGCUGCAGCUAUUCAUGUGGGAUCCCAACAUAACAUGUGCGUACCAUCUGAGAUUAAUUGUUUUGCAGUUUUUCGGUCAUGUUCUUGCAUCAGCCAUGUUAAAUUUUAACAAGAGACAGGAUCAAUAUUUUGUUUAGGAAUAGAGAGACAAUAACUCUGAAUGGAAGAACCUUGAAAUACCUAUAUGAAACUUCUGGCACUGUUUCACAUCCCCAAAGUCAAGUCAAAAAGCUAGAAAUUUUAGAAUGUAGUAUUAAGCUAGACAUGUGUGUAUUUAGGCUGUAUCAAAUAUAAACUCUCUGGCUCGCAUUUUUUAAGUAGCCAGCAGGCCACCUUAAAUGCAUGGAAAUUUUAAUAUGGUUUGGAGGGAGUAGACUUACGAUGAAACUGUUUGAAAUAUCUGAGAUCAAGAUCUUUAGACAAACUCUUUGCAAAACUGAAACUCUAAUAUCCACAUUGCAAUAUCUCAAGUAAAUUUAGGAAUUAGUAUUUCAACAUAUAACAGUAUUUGACAAAUGAUUUCCUCUUUUUGAUUUUCAGAAAUGUAAGGUACGUAGACAGACAGGGUAUUUGAAAUGGGUGUCUAAAUGUUAAGGCACACUUGAUUAUCAAUCCUCUGGAAGAGAUGUUUGUCAAUCAAUGCAACUGCCUCUGUGAGAGCACAAUGCACAUUCAAAAGUAAGUGAAUUAGCUGGUAUUGUGGGAAUUUCAAUAAAUUUAGACUUCUUGUACGUGCUAUUUUGUAAUCAGUGUGUUUUCUAAGCUCUUUACAACGUGAAAUUUCGGGCCAAAACAGCGUUAGUUUCUUGAGCUGUCAAUUAGGAUCAGGAAAAGUGCAUCUCAAGCUCAUUCCUAUACCCAUUUCUCCCUAUUCCCUGUUGUUCAUGUCUUGUUAUGCAACAACGAAUUAUAUUUUUAGUGCAUGUUGUUUCUCUAAUCCUUUCAGUUGUAGCGUAAAAGAAUGAAAGGCAAAGUGUCUCUAUUCUGAAAAAAAUAGAUAAAUUGGGUUCCCAUGUGGUCUGCACAUACAAUGCGAAUGAACUGUACGUGAACUCUUUAAGUACUUGUGCCUUUAUCAUUUGUGUUUGUUGAAGUGAACAAUGGAGGGUUGAGAUUGUAUUGAUUAAUUGUUAAUAGUUUGAUUAUGAUGCUAAGAUUUGGUAACCCUCCUUCAAAUUAUUCAAACUUUAGACCUGUAAAUAAAAUAAAAUUUAUAUUUAGGGUACUAAUUGUAACUGUUCUUCUAUACUGUACUUAAGUGAAAUCAUUAAAGAAAGGGAAUCAUGUGAUAUUAUAUUCUGCCCAUUCUUGGUUGUUAACCUGAUAUUUGUUAAUGUGUAAAUUAAUGUUAAAUAAGAUUGUUGCAUUAAAAUUUGUCAAAUCUAUGUUCGUUCAUGAAUAUAGAGUAUUGAAGUGUUUUUUGGGGGGCGGGGAAAUGAAAUGGUCUUGAUUUGAAUUGUUAGACUGUAAAGCAGUUCUGUAUGUAUAGAAUGAUGUAAACGAUGAUAAAUAUUUAGUUAGCUCGAAAUCGCGAGGGUCAAGAGACAGAGCACAAUCUUCAUGACCGUAUCACGGUUUCAAGUUAUGGAAUUUGUUGAAGAUUUACUUAAUAAUUUUAAUCAUUUUUUUUAUUGGUUAGAUUCUUGAGAUGUUGCAUCUUUCCCCUUUAUCUCGUUUCAGAAUGUUGGGUUGUUUUCAUUUGUUGUUCUUUUAUUUUUACUCAGAGUGUGUGCAAGUAAAUCACUUAACUCUAGAAAAUGUAUUAAAAUAUUGAUAGACAAUAAGAGAUGAAAUUGUGUGAAUAUUUUAUAAGAUUUCUUGUAUGUGUACAGAAUGAAUGUCAGCCUUAUAAAUAUGAAGUAUUAAAAGCGAAUUGUUUAAAACA
This is a messenger RNA of Thrips palmi, 8887 nucleotides long. It is a transcript of the gene Tomosyn, whose product is annotated as syntaxin-binding protein 5. The transcript is spliced from 23 exons. Lineage: Eukaryota; Metazoa; Arthropoda; Insecta; Thysanoptera; Thripidae. Gene Ontology annotation, cellular component: SNARE complex; plasma membrane; cytoplasm. The record is from RefSeq and is a predicted model, not a curated record. The coding region runs from base 164 to 4408 and encodes 1414 amino acids. Gene Ontology annotation, molecular function: myosin II binding; syntaxin binding; GTPase activator activity. Gene Ontology annotation, biological process: regulation of protein secretion; regulation of exocytosis.